GGCUCUCUCAACAUUGCUGGUUGCUCUACAUGACAAUCGCGAUGCGAGCUGGGUCGUGCUUCGAGUGAUUGUCGAUCUGUCGUUUAAUCGCGCGAUACUGUUGGCACUUCUCGCCUUCGGCCGACAUGCCGAUGUUAACAUACAGCGGCUGCAGCGUCGGGACUGCGGAGACUGAGAAUGGUUCCCCGGCGGAGUCGUUGUUGUCCGGCGAAGGAGAGCUCCCGGAGGAAGCCGGCGACUCUCCCGGGACCUCAAGAGACACCGAGGAGGAAGCCACACUCUCCGACGAGUUUUACUCGCAUGACACCGACGAGGAGGAGGACCAGAGUAAAAGAAGACGAGACCGUUCCAGCUCCCUAGACGGCAUCUCACCCUCCGGUAGCGGCCAUUUGGGAUCGCCGCCACCUCGCGUCGGCACCUUGGGAGUGAGAAAACUGUUUACAAAUAGUCGCGAGCGAUGGAGACAACAGAAUGUGAGCGGCGCCUUCGCCGAGCUUCGCAAAUUAGUGCCGACGCAUCCGCCAGAUAAGAAACUGUCGAAGAAUGAGAUACUGAGGAUGGCGAUAAAGUACAUAUCAUUAUUGAGCAGUGUUCUGGAGUGGCAAAAGGGUCAGGAUCGCAACGGGGUGCAACAGCAGGACGUGCGCAUCAAGUGCGAGUCCCACUUGAGCAGUCAAAACUCCAGCACGUAUCACACGAAGCCGACGGUAGCGUACCUGAAACAGGAGAAGCAGAACCCCGACAACUCGCACGUCUUUCGCGUCAAUUACACCACGCAGAGGCACAGCUCGCAACACGUGACAUGUGAGAAGAACGGCAGCAACUUGCUGAUGAUCGCUCCGACUGGUCUCAACGUUUCCGUGGGGAAACGCUGCGUCACACCUUCCGUCAUUGUUAGCCAAGGCAGCUUUCAUAGCAAUGGCAACGGAAAUCUUGUACGUUCUCCAGCGAGCGGACGAACUUCGGCUUUCCCGAAGUCGCCACAGGUCUCAUCGGGUACUAGUAUGGUAUCUAACGGAAGUUCUUCGUCUUUGAUCGGUAACACGCCAAUUACGAACGGUGUAGGAUCGAAUGGGUCGAAUUGCGGCCAAAAGAGAUUCAAGAUCGAGCGGGAAGAUGAGGAGCAAGGACCUUCCAGGGACUGUCGAGCUCCACCUCCGCCUGUUCAUAGCGUGCCGGUGAGAAAAAGAGUAAAAGUCACUUUCGUGAAAGACUCGGGCUCGGGAUUUCGCGGCGAUUUGUGUGGCGUAGAUCGCAAGUGAAGAAAUCGUCGUGAUUUUGCUCUUAACAGCGCACGUAUACUUUAUGUAAAUAUUUCUUUCAUGCUGUAUUCGACAAUAAUUGGUGUUACGUGUAAAAUCGGAUAAUCUGCUCGAUACAGAACCUUAAUUAAUAUUGGGUCGAACGUUUCAUUUACAAUUAUUCGAAUUCCUCUCGAAGACGCUUCUCAAUUCGCGCGCUGAGUUAUGCUGCAUAUCUGUUUAACCCUAUAUUACAUAUAAUAACGCUCGAAUAUCGAUUUAAUAAAAAUUCUAUCAUGUUAUAAGAAAGAACCAAUUUUACAAGGAUGUCGAUAUGUCACGAACGAUUUUCAAAAUCUGCAAUUCUGCAAAAAUCAAAUUCAGAUAGUCUUAAUAUCAUGGAAGUUUAAAGAUAAUUUCGUCUUAUAUUCAUUAAUCUUUGAUUCAUAUACAUUUAAAUUCUAUAAUGCUGGAUUUGCUGAAACGUUACAUUAAUAGAUGUGAAAACAGAUAUUGAAAUUUAUUGAAAUGCGUUCUUCACGGGAGAUAUAUCGCAUUAAGAGAAAAAUGAUCUCUGAGCCUCUCCAACCAAGGAAACUUUGGUCAGAAGAAGAUUCGGUUGGUCUCGGCGAACGACAAGCGCAACCGUGCGCGCGAUGGAACGUUCUUCAAAGAAUAUUUUAUUACUUAUUACGUUGCGUUACAUCGUUUGUACAACAUUUGAAUUGUAUCGCAGUUACGCUCGGAACAGUGACAUGAAAAACACGGAUAGGAAACUCCCAGUUACAUGGUUCAUUGUAAACCCGUUACAAAUGUAUUCGCACACGUGUCAGGCUCCUGUGCCCGGAUGGGUGUCGAGUUAUUGUAGAUCUUGUAUAUAUAACAGAAUAUAUAUCGAAUUCGUCUUUUUA
Messenger RNA from Odontomachus brunneus, 2152 nucleotides. RefSeq lists its product as uncharacterized. Lineage: Eukaryota; Metazoa; Arthropoda; Insecta; Hymenoptera; Formicidae. Gene Ontology annotation, biological process: regulation of transcription by RNA polymerase II. The transcript is spliced from 5 exons. Gene Ontology annotation, molecular function: protein dimerization activity; DNA-binding transcription factor activity, RNA polymerase II-specific; RNA polymerase II cis-regulatory region sequence-specific DNA binding. The coding region runs from base 126 to 1262 and encodes 378 amino acids. The record is from RefSeq and is a predicted model, not a curated record.